This is a messenger RNA of Salvelinus fontinalis (brook trout), 1382 nucleotides long. RefSeq names its product CUB and sushi domain-containing protein 2-like. Lineage: Eukaryota; Metazoa; Chordata; Actinopteri; Salmoniformes; Salmonidae. The record is from RefSeq and is a predicted model, not a curated record. The coding region runs from base 104 to 1228 and encodes 374 amino acids. The transcript is spliced from 7 exons.
CUCCCUGUAGGUGUUUGAUGGCAGUAGUAACCAGGCUCGUCUGUUGGGUGUGUUCUCUGGGACUGAGCUGCAGGACAACACUCUCAACUCUACAUCCAGCUCCAUGUGGCUGGAGUUCGUCAGCAACGCAGAGAACACCAGCAAGGGCUUCCAGUUACACUUUACUAGUUUUGAUCUGUUGAAGUGUGAGGACCCGGGCGUUCCUCAGUUUGGUUACAAGAGAGAAGAUAAGGGUCACUUUGCUGGCAGCACCGUGUGUUAUAGCUGUGACCCAGGAUACACCCUGAAGGGACCCCAGAUCCUGACCUGUUUGAGGGGGGAGAGGAGAGCUUGGGAUAGCCCCCUGCCUCUAUGCGCUGCGGAGUGUGGGGGGACCAUCAAGGAUGAGCCUACAGGUCGUAUACUGUCUCCAGGUUACCCAGCUCCAUAUGAACAUAACCUACACUGUGUCUGGAGCAUUGAAGCAGCCCCUGGAAGCACCAUCAGUCUCCACUUCCUGGUAUUUCAUAUGGAGGAGGUUCAUGAUGUGUUGCGUAUCUGGGACGGUCCCCAGGACGGAGGGGUCCUCCUGAGGGAGCUCAGCGGCUCGACCCUUCCUCCUGACGCCCACAGCACCUUCAACGCCAUCAGCCUCCAGUUCACCACCGACUUCUUCACAUCCAAACAGGGCUUCGCUCUGCAGUUCUCUGUGUCUACCGCUACGUCAUGCAACGACCCAGGACUGCCUGCCAACGGGACUCGCAGUGGGGACAGCAAGGAGCCAGGAGACCAUGUCCUGUUCCAGUGCGAUCCCGGUUACGUCCUCCAGGGGGCCACCAAGAUCACCUGCACAGAGAUCAACAGCCGCUUCUUCUGGCAGCCUGACCCCCCCACCUGCACAGCUCCGUGUGGGGGGAACCUGACAGGUCGCACUGGGCUAAUCCUGUCUCCAGAGUACCCUGAGCCGUACCCCCACGGACGAGAGUGUGACUGGACCGUCUCUGUCACCCCUGACUACGUCAUCGCACUCAAUUUCAACCAAUUCAGUCUGGAGCCCAGCUAUGACUUCCUCCACAUCUAUGACGGCCCUGACUCCCUCCACCCUCUGUUGGGGAGUUUCUACGGUACUGACGUCCCCGACCGCAUCGAGAGCAGUUCCAACACUCUCUUCCUCGCCUUCCGCAGCGACGCAUCGCUCAGCAGCAACGGCUUCGUCCUGCAGUACACAGGUAGGUCGCACUCCCUCUAGUGGUGGGAGGAGUAAAGUGCUUCUGUGGUUUUUGGUCUUUUGUAGUAAUGGAGAAUGAGAAGUGGGGAAGAGAGAGAGAGAAAUUAGGGGAGAGAAAGAGAGCGGUGGGGCGAGAGAGAGAAAGAGCGAGAGAGUUGGGGCGUUAGAAAGAGGG